AUGUCAUCGAGCUCAUCACCUCGGCGGAACCGAAAGGUUGUCAUUACAACUUCUCCAGCGCCAUCUGAGUCCGACUCUCUUCGCGACUCCUACUUCUCUGAUGCCUCCCAGUCGACCGCCCCCACAUCCUUUCAUUCAACAUCUACCUCUCACAACAAGGGCCUCACCGUAAUCCAGGGCCAGAAGCCCUCGACAGCAGGAAAAGCCCCUGCGGUUGCCGAAACAUUGUUCGACGCCUCGUCUUCCUCGAUUGCCACCUACGACUCUGUCAUGUCUGAGAUGGAACCCCUAUGUAGGGAUCUGCCAGUUGGUGGCUGCGAAGAAGAGGAAGAAGAGGAUUCGGAGAGCGGAGACGACGACGACGAGUCUGAAGACGAAGCCGAAGAAGCAGAGAAGAACUACAUUCUGUCCGACCCGGCCUCCCUCCACAUCCCCCCAAUCCUGCCUCCAUAUCGAGGGGGCUCCAACGAGCCUCCUGCUCGGCCUUCGACUGCCCAGGACUUUGCCCGCCUCUUUCCUUCUCUCGAUCGCCUCGCCGUUCGCCAUGAUGACCUUACCCCCGAUGGUAACAUGAACCUACGCGUGGAUACGCUCGUGCCUGUCGGCCCAGGACGUCGACCUCUCGCCAUCCAACUCUUCCACCUCCGCAUGCAUGACCUGGCCCGCCGGCAAUUCUCUCUACGGCGCUACUGUCGUGACUCUGGUCGAGAGGUCUGCAACUCAAAGCGCGACUACGCCCCAGCCCCGUCCGGCCCAGUCGCAGCCGCUCGCCCAGCUCUGCGUCGCUCUAUGAGCUCAGCACUACAGACUAUCACCACACCAUUCCAUCGCUCGUCUUCCGGCACCUCCUCGUUCUUCAAGAACCCCACGGGUAGCAGCGCUUCGACCACUUCCGAUGGAGCCUCAGUUUGGUCUGACUCUCGUCACUCUGUCUCUUCGGAGCAGACCCAGUCACAGACGCCUAAGGCCAAGCCGCGCCUCGUGCCCACCAACCGGAUCAAGCUUGAAUUUAGCAACUAUGCACACGUCGAUGUGGCACGACGAGGAGGUCGAUCCAGCAAGCGGUACGAGUUCGAGUGGUGGGGUCACAAGUACGCUUGGAAGCGUGUCAUCGACAAGAAUCUCAACGUGGUGUCCUAUCACCUUGUCCGUGACGGACACGGAGCCCCCAUCGCUCAUAUCGUUCCCGAGAUGCGCAGCCCCAACCAAGUGCUCGACGACGAGAUGGCUGGUGCCUGGGUCGCUCCCUGUUACAUGUGGAUCAGUGACAACAGCAUCAUUGACGCCGUCACCGACGUGGCAGACGUCAUUGUCGGUACAGGACUUAUCGUUCUCGUCGAUGAUAGCAUCAAAGAACGAUGGCAGGCGAAGAAGCCUUCUCAUCGCGCUAUCCGCACCCGCAUCGGCGACUUCAACGACUCUGCUCCACAUGGUCUUGUCCAUAACCUAUUUCAUCGACGGCACUCAGAGGAGCACCCAAGGGGUAGCGGCCCACUACGAUUUGGCCGUCGACCUGUCGCCGCCUACUAG
Ilyonectria robusta is the source of this 1530-nucleotide messenger RNA. RefSeq lists its product as uncharacterized. The coding region runs from base 1 to 1530 and encodes 509 amino acids. The transcript has 2 exons. The record is from RefSeq and is a predicted model, not a curated record. Lineage: Eukaryota; Fungi; Ascomycota; Sordariomycetes; Hypocreales; Nectriaceae.